AUGACAGCCCCUGUGUUUCUGGUCUCCGCUCAGUUUGUUGGAAGGCAGACAUUUCUACUCUUUCAAGACACUGAGGUCACGGGAUGGUCACGGGCUCUGGCCAAUUCCAGAAGUGCAUAUUCUUCCCUGAGGGAGCAUCUUUUGAGAUUUAUAGAAAAUCCAGACGAAGUCGGCUCUGCACAGGAUCCCUUGGAUGAUGACGAGACUUCCCCUUGGAAAACUAUGCGCCAAGAUGAGGAGAUAAGGGCAGAAAUAUAUCAGGAUGUUGAACGAUGUAUGCCGGAUGAAGAAUAUUUCCGCAAGCCUCGAACACAGCGUAUGUUAUUGGACAUAUUAUUCGUCUUCUGCAAGAUUAACCAAGAUGUUGGCUAUCGACAAGGCAUGCACGAGGUCCUCGCCCCGAUUUUAUGGGUGGUAGAACAAGAUGCUCUGAAUUCAACGAGCUAUGAUCAAUCAACAGAAUCUGAUGCAGAUACAUUGAUGAAGGAGGUCCUAGACCCGGUUUAUAUUGAGCACGAUGCUUUUACUCUCCUGUCACUGGUCAUGCGGUCGGCAAAGUCGUUCUAUGAGCUUGGUGAUCCGGAUCGCAAGUCAAAUAUCAUGUCGACAGCGACUGGAACUCCACAGCAAGCUGCUUCACCAAUUGUGGAAAGAAGUAGGCGGAUACAUGAAGUUUAUUUGGCAAGCCUGGAUCCAGAGCUUGCCAAGCACCUGACAGAUAUUGAGAUUCUCCCACAGAUAUUUUUAAUACGCUGGAUUAGACUCCUGUUUGGGCGCGAGUUUCCCUUCGACGAGUUAUUAACUAUGUGGGAUACGCUUUUUGCGGAAGAUCCAGCGUUAGAUCUUGUGGAUAUGGUUUGCGUGGCUAUGCUCCUACGGAUACGGUGGCAAUUGAUAGAAGCCAAUUACUCAAUUGCGUUGAUGCUUCUACUAAAAUACCCAUCCCCGAUAUCACCACAUGGGCCUCGAACAUUCGUGGACGAUGCCAUUUAUCUUCGAGAUAAUUUAAAUGUUGCCGGUGGCGCGCAAAUCAUUAGCAAGUACGGAGCAAAGCCUGUUCAGCUGCAAUCGCCGGCCUCCCAGCCUUCAACGCCAUCCGGCCGGCUUAGUCCAAGGCAAAGACUGCCCAGACAAAUUGCCUCACCAGCCAGAUUCUUGCAGCAACAAGGAGGAGUUGAAGCUCUUUUCCAGGAGGCGGCCAAGGGGGUUCUAGAGCGUGGAGAACGGCUUGGUAUUAACCAAGCUGUCAGAGACGCAGUUGGCGAGGUAAGAAAGAACAUGCAAGGGCUCCAAACUUCUAGGAGCAAUUCGACGCGGAGUAGAACCUCAGAGGGCGCGAGAUGGUCACUUGAUGAAGGACGGACAAUCCACCCUUCAAAAGCAAAUGUAUCCGCCAUGAACGCUCGGAAUCAACAAUUAGCCCUGAUGCUUGACGCAGCAAUGGCUGACCUGCGAGCUGUGUCUGUGUCGAAAGACAGCGACAAAGAGGCGUGUGUCAAAGCUAUGGAUUUGGCAAUUGCUAAGGUAGAUUUUGUCAAGAUAUACCUAGAGGAUUCAACGAUGCCUCUUCUCCCCGAUUCUCCGCAACUUUCUGCUACGAGUCCACCUCCUGCAUCGCCGCAACCGAUACUACAUGGAGCUGUGCCCGUCGCGGCUCCAAAGUUGGCCGACGUAUCAACCGCAGGUGCCAGAACUCAGAAAGCAUCCGCCGAUGAUCUAUUAGUAUCACCUGCCCUUACCCCAGAUCCGCUUUCAAGCGUGGAGAAUCAGACGAUUCAGAAAUCACAACAAGAAUUACCAGCAAGGCCAAAGGAGCCUGUGCCGACACGUUCAAGUAUAGCACAAUCUUCUUUCAGUUGGAUGCUGGAGCCCGAGAGACCUUCGAGUUUACAUAAAUCAUCACCUCCACAACCCCCUUCGCCGUUCCAAAAAUCUGGAAGGCGGCCUACCUCGGGGCCGGGACGCGAGAAAGCAGCAUUCCUCUUUGGGGAAGAUGGAGAGGGGUCCGGUAUGACGAGCGCCAGGUUACCUCCAUUAGGUGAUGGAGAGGAGGGGUUCCAUCUCGGGACAAUUGAACGUGGGGGCAAGCUCAAAUAG
Molecule: messenger RNA, 2097 nt
Organism: Venustampulla echinocandica
Lineage: Eukaryota; Fungi; Ascomycota; Leotiomycetes; Helotiales; Pleuroascaceae
Product: Ypt of gyp1p
Exons: 6
Coding region: 1-2097 (698 amino acids)
Biological process (GO): activation of GTPase activity
Molecular function (GO): GTPase activator activity
Source: RefSeq, a predicted model, not a curated record